Molecule: messenger RNA, 1717 nt
Organism: Drosophila erecta
Lineage: Eukaryota; Metazoa; Arthropoda; Insecta; Diptera; Drosophilidae
Product: probable cytochrome P450 12d1 proximal, mitochondrial
Exons: 4
Coding region: 65-1630 (521 amino acids)
Molecular function (GO): oxidoreductase activity, acting on paired donors, with incorporation or reduction of molecular oxygen; monooxygenase activity; iron ion binding
Source: RefSeq, a predicted model, not a curated record
UCUAUAAGAACGCACUCCAAGGUGGAACCACUUUUAGUGCCAGUCGAUCACCAGGAGGAAUAGAAUGAAUACAUUGAGCAGCGCGCGAUCGGUGGCGCUUUUCGUAGGCCCCAUUCGAUCUCUAAGAUCAGCCUCCGCUUUAGCACCAGAUGCAGCUAAAUCUGGCGUAUCCGAGGAGUACAAGAGCUACGAGCAGAUUCCGCGCCCCAACAAAUUCAAAUUUAUGAGGUCUUUCAUGCCUGGUGGUGAAUUCGCAAAUGCAUCGCUCACGGAAUACACCGCUGCCAUGCGAAAGCGCUAUGGAGAUAUCUAUAUAAUGCCGGGAAUGUUUGGCCGCAAGGAUUGGGUCACCACUUUCAGCACAAAGGACAUCGAGAUGGUGUUCCGCAACGAGGGUAUCUGGCCACAUCGCGAUGGUCUGGACUCCAUUAUAUAUUUCCGCAAACAUGUUCGACCAGACGUCUACAGUGAGGUCCAAGGACUGGUGGCUUCCCAAGGCGAGGCUUGGGGUAAACUACGAUCAGCACUGAAUCCAAUCUUCAUGCAACCCAGGGGCUUGAGAAUGUACUAUGAGCCCCUGUCGAAUAUCAAUAAUGAGUUCAUAGAGCGCAUUAAGGAAAUCCGCGAUCCGAAAACUCUGGAAGUUCCCGAGGACUUCUCGGAUGAAAUAAGCCGGGUGGUCUUCGAGCUACUCGGCCUGGUGGCUUUCGAUCGGCAAAUGGGUCUGAUUAGAAAAAACCGCGAUAAUGCCGAUGCAUUAACGCUCUUCCAAACCUCCAGAGACAUCUUCCGGCUCACAUUUGAGCUGGACUUCCAGCCCUCCAUGUGGAAGAUUAUAUCAACGCCCACCUACAGGAAAAUGAAGCGAACCCUGAACGACAGCUUGAACGUGGCCCAGAAACUGCUGAAGGAAAAUCAGGAUGCACUGGAGAAGCGUCGUCAAGCGGGCGAAGAAAUAAAUACUAACAGCAUGCUACAGCGAUUAAUGGAGAUCGAUCCCAAGGUGGCGGUGAUCAUGGGUCUGGACAUACUUUUCGCUGGUGUGGAUGCCACAGCCACACUCCUUUCGGCUGUUUUACUCUGUCUCUCGAAACAUCCGGAUAAGCAGGCGAAGCUGCGGGAGGAGCUCUUGCAAAUCAUGCCCACCAAGGAUGCGCUGCUCAACGAGGAGAGCAUGAAGGAUAUGCCAUACCUGCGGGCUGUGAUCAAGGAGACGCUGCGAUACUAUCCCAAUGGCCUGGGCACGAUGAGAACGUGCCACAAUGAUGUCAUACUUUCGGGUUACAGGGUGCCCAAGGGAACGACAGUGCUGCUGGGCUCAAAUGUGCUCAUGAAGGAAGCCAAAUACUAUCCGCGACCAGAUGAGUUUCUGCCGGAACGCUGGCUCAGGGAUCCGGAGACCGGCAAGAAGAUGCAGGUCAGCCCCUUCACCUUCGUGCCCUUCGGCUUUGGACCACGCAUGUGCAUUGGCAAGCGAGUGGUGGACCUGGAAAUGGAGAGCACCGUGGCCAAGUUGAUUCGCAACUUCCACGUGGAGUUCAACCGCGAUGCCAGCCGGCCAUUCAAGACCAUGUUCGUCAUGGAACCGGCCAUUGCGUUCCCCUUCAAAUUCACGGACGUCGAGCAAUGAUUCGCUGCUUAUCCAUGACCCUUACUUGUGUUCCUUAUAGUUACGAUUUUUGAUUACAAUAAAUGUGUUUUGUCCGAUGAGCUCCAG